Akanthomyces muscarius is the source of this 3669-nucleotide messenger RNA. RefSeq lists its product as uncharacterized. Lineage: Eukaryota; Fungi; Ascomycota; Sordariomycetes; Hypocreales; Cordycipitaceae. The transcript has a single exon. The record is from RefSeq and is a predicted model, not a curated record. Gene Ontology annotation, molecular function: ATP binding; protein serine/threonine kinase activity; RNA endonuclease activity. The coding region runs from base 1 to 3669 and encodes 1222 amino acids. Gene Ontology annotation, cellular component: IRE1-TRAF2-ASK1 complex. Gene Ontology annotation, biological process: intrinsic apoptotic signaling pathway in response to endoplasmic reticulum stress; protein phosphorylation; mRNA processing.
AUGUUGCGGCGCCGUCCCGGCGACGGGUGGCGAUCCGCUCAUCAGAAUAGGUUAUUACUCGCAUUCGCCAUCAUUCUUAUCCCGUGGCUUCAGCUUGCCGAUGCCCAGCAGCAACCGCAGCAGCAGCAUCAGCAGCAUCAACCUCAAGCCGUCCACUCGGGCUCGCCGCACGCGAACCACGAUAUACACAACGACAGGGUAUCCGUCGAUGAUUCUGCCCGCUGGGCCGCCUCGUCCAUCGAUGCCGUAACCAGUCAGGCGAGCAAGGCCACCGGCGCCCCCAACAAGCCCCGGUACACUGCCCGAAGCUCCAGCCGACAAAACCAUAAACGUCACAUCAUCAUACCCGACGAUGAGAGCGCCAUUGCAACUUUAGCUCCGGCCGAGCCCGUCCGAGCACCAAGACCCCCCAGCGAUCUUCGACCUCGUAGCAUCCCAGCUUCGGGGCUGACAGCGCCGCAGAAUGCGCGGAACCUGGAGGAUUGGGAAGUGGAAGACUUUGUUCUUCUGGCGACCGUCGAUGGAGAUUUGUACGCCAGCGACCGCAACACCGGUAAACAGCGCUGGCACCUCGAAGUCGAUCUACCCAUGGUCGAGACCAAACACUACCGCCUCAACAACUCCAUCCUCGACGACGACUACACUCCCGUUGACCACUAUCUCUGGGUCGUCGAGCCCAAUUCCAAUGGUGGCAUAUUCAUCUGGCGACCCGACCCCGAAGCGGGUCUCGUCAAGACGGGCUUCACCAUGAAGAGCCUCGUUGAGCAGCUCUCCCCGUAUACGGAUCUCGAGGGCGGUAUUGUCUACACAGGCGACAAAAAGACUACCAUGGUGACUCUCGACGCCGCCACCGGCCGAGUCCUCAAGUGGUUUGGAUCCAGUGGCUCCCACGUCAACACCGACGACUUUUGCCGACAAGCCAACACCUUUGACGAUCGCGACAAUGAAGAAUGUCUCACGACCGGAACCAUCACCUUGGGCAGAACGGAGUACUCUGUCGGCAUUCAAGGCUCUGACGGCCGCCCCAUUGCCACCCUGAAAUACUCCGAAUGGGGUCCCAACACCUUUGACAGUGAUCUCUACCUGCAAUAUCACAGUUCUCUUGACAAUCGAUACAUGACGAGCCAGCACAACGGCAAAGUCUAUGCGUUCGACCAGUCAAACAAGGACAAGCCGAUACCUCUCUUCUCCGACAAGUUUGCCGCUCCCGUCGCCAGUGUGUUUGACGUUUGCCGACCCUGGGAUGCUGUCACUGGCAGCAACCCGCAGCUUGUUGUCCUACCUCAGCCGCCAAUGCCAGCUCGCGACAAAAAUGAGAAGCAGAUGCGCAUGAACAGUAUAUUCUUGAAUCAGACUGAGACGGGCAGCUGGUAUGCCAUGUCUGGACAAGCAUACCCGCUCAUUACCAGCGCACCUCUCGCCCAGAUUGCAAGCCCGGAUUGGUGGGAUAUGCUUCCAUCCUCGGAUACCAUUAGCCAAUCUCGCAUCAGCAAGGCGCUCGUCGGUACCCAUUUCUUGGAGUCGAUCCGGCGAGAUAACAACCAAUUCCGGAGCUUGCCCGGCAAGUCCAAUGACGAAGUUGUCCAGCGACCCGAAAACAACCCUGCAUUGCGAGAUGAGGCAGCCGCCAUCACUGAGGAACCUACUAUUAUUACCAAGGUCAAAUCUCUCCCUCAAAGCGCGGCAAACAGUGUUUACGACUUCGUGAGCAACCCGAUUCUCAUCAUUCUCUUCUUUGCUGCCAUUGUAUACAAUCAGAAGAAGCUUCGUCGCUCAUAUCACAGACUUCGUUCCAAAGGCCAUAAGGGCUUGGUUGAGGAAGUCCAGACACUCUUAUUCUCGGAGACUCUUCCAGAAGAUAAGCAAGAUCAUAGCGCCAGAGAAGUGAAGAGUGAAAUCGUCAAGGACGACCAAGCUACCGACAUUGGCAAGAAGGAUGAUGCCGAGUCCAAAUCAACUCAAAAAGACAUAACCCCAGCCGAUAAAGAUGCCAAAGCCUCUGUUCCCGCCAGCCCCGAGGACAAAGGCAUUAGCUCGCCAGACAGACAAAAAACGCCCAAGCCAGAAGAUGACGACAGGGAAAAGGCUUCUAGCGAGGAGGCUAACGGGGAUGGGCCCGAAACUCCAUUCAAAGGGAAGAAGAAGGCUCACCGUGGCCGACGUGGCGGAGUUAAGCACCGUCCCAAGAAGCAGCGUGAAGGCUCGCAGUCUCGUGAUGAUGAACCCGCCGCCUCAACUGUUGAGGAGGCUGUCAAGAAUGCCAAGCGUCUUGGAGAUAAGCCCAGCCUUCAACCUGAUGUCAUGACCGUUAAUAACGACAUGAGCGCCGUCACCAACCCUAUUGUGCGCAUGGGCAAUAUCGAAGUGGACACCGAGGUUCAGCUCGGCACGGGAAGCAACGGCACCCUCGUCUUUGCGGGACGCUUUGAUGGCCGCGACGUCGCGGUGAAGCGCAUGCUGAUUCAUUUCUACGACAUUGCCUCGCAAGAAACCAGAUUGCUACGCGAAAGUGAUGAUCAUCCCAAUGUCAUCCGAUACUAUUCACAGCAGGAGCAAGACGGCUUCUUGUACAUUGCGCUGGAGCGAUGUGCGGCAUCGCUGGCCGAUGUCGUGGAGAGACCUCAUGCCCACCGAGAGCUGGCCACUGCAGGCAGGAUGGAUCUCCCUGGUGUGUUGUAUCAAAUUACCAAUGGCAUCAGCCACCUGCAUAAUCUGCGGAUUGUACACCGUGAUUUGAAGCCCCAAAAUAUCCUUGUCAACAUGAUGAAGGAUGGCAAAGCCAGACUCUUGGUGUCUGAUUUCGGUCUGUGCAAGAAGCUUGAGGGAGGUCAGUCAUCUUUCGGAGCUACUACUGGCCGCGCCGCCGGAACGUCGGGCUGGCGUGCGCCAGAGCUGCUGCUGGAUGAUGAUGCACGCGACAUUUCCAUGGUCGACGCCAGCACACAUAGCGGCUCUGGCUCGGUUCUUGUGAAUGACGGUCUCAUGCCAGGCAGCCGUCGCGCGACUCGUGCCAUUGACAUUUUCUCUCUUGGGCUGGUGUUCUUUUAUGUUCUGACUAACGGCUCGCAUCCUUUCGACUGUGGCGAUCGAUACAUGAGAGAGGUUAAUAUUCGAAAGGGUGAAUAUAGCUUGAACCUGCUCGAUUCGCUGGGCGAUUUUGCUUCCGAGGCCAAGGACUUGAUUGGGUCCAUGUUGGACGCGGAUCCCAAGCGGCGUCCGCCCGCGCGCGAGGUCAUGGCACAUCCGUUCUUCUGGUCAGCUAGGAAGCGACUGGCGUUUCUAUGUGAUGUGUCGGACCACUUCGAAAAGGAGCCGAGGGAUCCCCCCUCGCCUGCUCUCCAGGAGCUUGAGCGCCACGCGCCCGAGGUAACCCGGGGCGAUUUCCUAAAGCACCUGCCGCGCGAAUUCGUCGACUCGCUCGGCAAACAGCGAAAGUACACGGGCUCUCGUCUACUGGAUCUGCUGCGCGCCCUGCGCAACAAGCGUAAUCACUACGAGGACAUGUCGGACAGCCUGCAGCGUACCGUUGGGCCGCUGCCGGAUGGCUACCUGAGCUUUUGGACGACGAGGUUUCCUGUGCUACUGCUGGCGUGCUGGAAUGUGGUUUACAAUGUGCGGUGGGAGGAAACAGACCGUUUCAGGGACUACUAUGAGCCGGCGGGUCUGUAG